CCUCAGGGCCUGGGGAAAUGGGUGGUAAAGGGUUGUGUAGGAGCCUAGAGCCUGUUUCUGGUGUUACUAUGCAUCUGGUCCCCACCCUAGGGGACGCACUGCCCCUCACUCACUCUCUGGGUCGCGCCCGCCUGCUGGGAUCCCCUGCUUCAGCUGCCUCUUGUUCAGCUCUAGUUGGGAGCAGAAUGUCCCCGUGGGCCCCUAUGGGUGAAGCCCUGUUGGGCUAGGAAGAAAUGAAGAGAUGGGACAGCCCCCAGGGGAGGACCAGAGAGGGCAGAUGGGAGAGAGGAGAAGACACCCUGUAACACGGCGAAACUGUCAAAAAGUCUUUCAGAAACACUCUUUAACAUGUAAACUUUAUACAGGGACAUGCAAAAGUCUCUGUGACACCUCACUGAGUGAGAAAAAGGAAAAAAAAAUCAUGAAAUGAUGUGUUUGUGUGCAUGCAAAAGACAGAGACACAGUGGUGUGACAUCUGGAAGUGAGUCCACCACAGUGUUGGUCCUGUCUUGCCUUCCAGGGGUAGUAUUCCGGGUCAUUUACAGAACUGUGCUUUUGCUUUUCUGUUCUGCUUGCUUAGAGUGUGUGUGCGCUUGUUUUUUUCCGUGUGUACCUGCAUGUGUGUGAAGCCUAAGAUUUCCAUAAGACUCACCUUCUGAUUUUUAAAAUUUUGUUUUAUCUUCACACACAGGAAAACUCCCAAAGGUGCUAUUUUCAUUCUGGGGGGAGGGGAAAGGAUGCUCCUCAUCACAAAAGCACGAUUGCAUCACUCAGCAGAGAAGGAAGAUGGAGGCCCCUGUCCUCCCUGCCCGCCAGUUCCAGGUCUUUCUCGAAGCAGUCUUUCACCCGGCUGCUGUAAGCUAAGUGCCAAGUGUGGCACGCUAGCAACUAGGUGUAAGGCUCACGGCUCGCCUGAGAAGUAGAUGCAUUUGUCUCCCCAGUUCCCUCCAAAGCUCCAUAGCUGACCCUCCAAGCCAGGGAAGCGAGUUGCUCUGGACAUCUAGACCUGAGUCACCGGCAAAGCCAGGCCCAGAGUGCUGUCCAUGCCUGCGGCAGCCCAAUACCACAUACAGGGCCUGAGUGCUCAGCCCUGUGCCAGAGCUGGCAUGGUGGCUGCAGCUCGGCCCAGGCCAGGGCUCUACCACCCCAGCCUUGGGUGGGGGGUCCUGAGGACAGGCUGCUGCGAUCCCCUUUAAGGAGCCUGCUGCCCACCCAGUUCUGGUCCACUCAAAGACUGAAAGUGCCAGAUAUUCAGACAUGGCCCAGCGGGCCUCUGGCCUGGAAAAAAAGGGCCAAGCUCUGUGCAGCCACGCAGCACAAGGCUGGAGCACACAGUAGGCCCCAGUGAAUAUCCAUGCCUGCUCGUGCUGCAGCAAUGCCCAGCUGGUGCCAUCUGGGCCGUCGUCACCCAAGGUUUCCUGUAGGACAGGGCCUUGGAGCUGAGCCCUCAGAGAUGAGUGGGACUUCCCCAGGGUGCCAGGGACAGCGACGGGGCCGGGGCUUGAGGCGGCACGGCUGAGUUUCCCAGAAGGCAUGCUCUUGGAGCACGAAGGACGCAGGGCACAGAGGCCCAGGGACCGCUUAUCUCCACCGCGCGGCUUGGGGGGCGCACUCCUCGACGACCGCGGCGGCCCAGACUUCGCCGGGUAUUGGCCAGGAGACAGCGGGCGGGGCGGGGCGAGGCCGUGGAGGCGGGUGGGGACCCGGAGAGCUUCAUAAAGCGUCGGCGGAGGUCGGCGGGGCGCUAGUGACAGCGGCCCGCGGGAGAGGGAGCCCAGGAGCCGCGCGCCUGCCGGACGCGGACGCGGGCGCGGGAGCGAGGCGCCCCAGCCCAGGCCGGGGGCGGUGCCCCCUCAGGCCCCGCCCCGGCGCCCCCAAGUCCUCUCGCCCCCUCCUCCCGCGCGGAGAGGACCGGUCCCCGACGGCGGAGCGGAGCGAGGCAGGCGCCCAGCGCGCCCCGGAUGGGCGUCGUGGGGCCGGGCUGCCGAGAGAUGCUGACAGGCACCGAGCCGAUGCCGACGGGCGACGAGGGCCGCGCUCCAGGCGACUCUCAGCCGCGCUACUUCUACCCGGACUCGGGCGCGCCCGACGCGGGGGACCGUCGCGGAGCCGGCGGCCUCGGGGCGCCCUACGCUGGGGGCGCCCUGGUGUCCGCGCCCCCAGGCCGCUUCCUCGGCGCUUACGCGUACCCGCCCCGGGCCCCGGCCGCCGGCUUCCCGGGGGCGCCCGAGCCCUUCCCGCCGCCCGCGGGCGCCGACGGCUUCCAGCCCCCUGCGGACGGCGCCUACGCGGCCCCCGACCCGCGCGCCGGGCUCUAUCCCGGGCCGCGCGACGACUUCGCGCUGCCCGCCGGGCUCGAGGUGUCCGGGAAACUGCGAGUCGCGCUCAACAACCACCUGCUGUGGUCCAAGUUCAGCCAGCACCAGACGGAGAUGAUCAUCACCAAGCAGGGCCGGCGGAUGUUCCCAUUCCUGUCUUUCACCGUGGCCGGGCUGGAGCCCACCAGCCACUACAGGAUGUUCGUGGACGUGGUCCUGGUGGACCAGCACCACUGGCGGUACCAGAGCGGCAAGUGGGUGCAGUGCGGCAAGGCUGAGGGCAGCAUGCCAGGGAACCGCCUCUACGUGCAUCCAGACUCCCCCAACACCGGCGCCCACUGGAUGCGGCAGGAAGUCUCCUUCGGGAAACUGAAGCUCACCAAUAACAAGGGCGCCUCCAACAACGUGACCCAGAUGAUUGUGCUGCAGUCCCUACAUAAGUACCAGCCCCGGCUGCACAUCGUGGAGGUGAACGACGGGGAGCCCGAGGCCGCCUGUUCUGCAUCCAACACGCACAUCUUCACCUUCCAGGAGACGCAAUUCAUCGCCGUCACCGCCUACCAGAACGCGGAGAUCACGCAGCUGAAAAUUGAUAACAACCCCUUUGCCAAAGGAUUCCGGGAGAACUUCGAGUCCAUGUACACGUCUGUUGACACCAACGUCCCUUCUCCACCUGGACCCAACUGUCAACUCCUCGGGGGAGACCCCUACUCUCCUCUCCUCCCCAACCAGUACCCCGUUCCCGGCCGCUUCUACCCCGACCUGGCUGGCCAGGCCAAGGAUGUGGUUUCGCAGCCCUACUGGCUGGGUGCUCCCCGGGACCACGGCUACGACUCGGACUUCCGAGGGGUUGGCGUGAAGCCUGCCUUCCUGCCCCCCGCGCCUGGGCCCACCAUGCCCUACUACUGCGGCCAGGAGGUCCUGGCCCCCGGGGCCGGGUGGCCCGUGACCCCCCAGUACUCCCCCAAGAUGGGCCCAGCCAGCUGGUUUCGCCCCAUGCGGACUCUGCCCAUGGAACCGGGACCUGGGGCACCCGAGGGCCGGGGGCCGGACCAGCAGGGCUCCCCGUCCCUGUGGACUGAGGUCACCGCUCUCCGGCCAGAGCCCGGUGGCUCAGGACUGGGUGAAGGAGACUCUAAGAGGAGACGGGUGUCCCCCUACCCUUCCAGCGGUGACAGCUCGUCCCCUGCAGGGGCCCCCUCUCCUUUUGAGAAGGAGGCCGAAGGCCAGUUUUAUAACUAUUUUCCCAAUUGAGUGGAGGGUGCAGGGCCACGAAUGGGACAGAUCCAGUGCCAUCAGAUGAGAGGCUACCGUCUCACCUGGGAGACAGACCCCAUGGAGAAGCCCCCUCCUUCUGUUGCCUUUCCUUUGGUGAUUGGUUGGGGCCCAGGGAGGCCAAGAAGGAUUCUGGGGUUCCUCGCUGCAUCCUGGAGUAUCUGUCCCCAGGUCCUUCCCCUGCCCGAACUGUAGCCCCAUGCCCCAUGGGGGACAAGAAAUGAUGCCAGGAGGCCUGGGACCUGGGGAGCUGGGGAGGGGCUGGGACCCGGCCACCAGCUCUCCUCCUCCGUGAGGUGAUGCAAGUUCUGUUGUCAUGUGUUAGUCUGAGCUGAAGGGAAGGACACAUGGACUCUGGAACAGUCAGCCAGCCUGGGCCGGGGACUCAGCUCAAUGGAACAGUGCCUACCUUGCAAACCUGAGGUUGUGAGUUCGAAUCCCAGUGCCAGAAAAACCCAGAAUCUGAUAAAACAACCAGCCGGCCAGCCUCAGGGAGGGGCACGGGACUACAGGGAGCUGGCCGGGCCCCUACCUUGGGAGACAAGCCUGGAUACAGAGGAAGCAUCUGGGCCAGCCAGGGCUUGUUGGUUGUUCAUGCGUGUUUCUUUCUCUGUAUUUUUCUGAAUGGGGGAGGCUAUUUAUUGUGCGGAGAGUGGUAGCUGGGGACCUUUCCUCUGUCCCCAUCACUUUCUGGAAAUAAACAUCAAGCUGUCAAGUG
Cavia porcellus (domestic guinea pig) is the source of this 4311-nucleotide messenger RNA. RefSeq names its product T-box transcription factor 21 (gene Tbx21). Lineage: Eukaryota; Metazoa; Chordata; Mammalia; Rodentia; Caviidae. The record is from RefSeq and is a predicted model, not a curated record. Gene Ontology annotation, cellular component: nucleus. The transcript has 6 exons. Gene Ontology annotation, biological process: positive regulation of DNA-templated transcription; regulation of transcription by RNA polymerase II; cell fate specification. Gene Ontology annotation, molecular function: RNA polymerase II cis-regulatory region sequence-specific DNA binding; DNA-binding transcription factor activity, RNA polymerase II-specific. Bases 1962 to 3572 code for a protein of 536 amino acids.